Hippocampus zosterae (dwarf seahorse) is the source of this 1719-nucleotide messenger RNA. RefSeq lists its product as uncharacterized. Bases 268 to 1131 code for a protein of 287 amino acids. NCBI's taxonomy places the organism in Eukaryota, Metazoa, Chordata, Actinopteri, Syngnathiformes, Syngnathidae. The transcript is spliced from 7 exons. The record is from RefSeq and is a predicted model, not a curated record.
GUUCUGCGGCAUCUCGUGGCCAAAUGUGAAGCUUUGUGGUGUUGUGUGACCCCCUGUGACCUCGUGUGACACUGCGUCAAGCUCGGUGGACGAGUGGGGAAGCUUUUUUGUUUGGUCGCACUGAGACAACAAUUGAUGUCCACUGAUUUGCAUAUUUAAAGCCAAACUAUCGGACGCGCCCUUUUCUGAUCUCGUGAGGGGAAAGUCGCCGCCGUGCUCCAUGAAGUGGCUCUUCCCGACUGUGAUGCUCGGUGGCCGCGUGACCAAAUGCCGCUACGCUAUGUGGCCACGCGCUACGUUUCGCGCGAUGCGACCAAACACAAAAAGCGCGACAGGAAAAGAAACAAACCUGCGUCCUCAUCCCGACAGAGCUCUCCGCGGCCGCCGUGUUGGUUUUGCUCGGGUCCUGCUUUGAGGCCACCGCCAGCGUGCUUCCUCCUUCACAGCAGGUGGCCUACCAGGGCGAGGCGGUCACGUUGCGUUCCGGCGGCGACCCGUCCCGGGAGCUGGCCUCCAUCAAGUGGCGACCUGACCAUCCGCAACGUGAGCCGGCGGGACGCCGUGGACUUCAGCGUGGAGCUCGUGGACACGGAGAAGCGCAGCGUGGAAAGAGUGGUGACGCUGGUGGUGAGGAGACACCUCCAGAUGCCGAGCGUACGGACGCUCUUUACCGUGCAUUUGGACGGCGGCUGCUGGGUGGGGCUCGACUGUUUGUCCCCGGACUCGGACGCCAACCUCUCUUGGACGCUGGAACCCCCGCUUCCGACUGCCUACGCCAUGGCCGACCCCACUGGCAAGGGCCAAGUUCUUCUGGCGUCCCUGGCCUCCCGCGACAGCGCCCGCUUCACGUGUACCUCCAGCCGCAAAGCGGAGAACGUCUCGGACAGCGUCCGCGUCGCGUGCGUGACGGCGACCGAGCCGCGGCCCCGAUCCCGGAACAGCCUUUUCGUCUUGGCGGGAAUCGUUAGCGGCGGACUUCUGGUGGGCGUCGCGCUCGCGGGCUUGACAGGUGCGGAAAAAGGAAGCCCCGACGUCGUUGCGGCCGUCCGACGCCACCCUCAUCCUCCACCCGGCCGCCGACAAGCGGAUCAAGAAGAUGGCAGCGGAGCAAAAAAGGAAGACGACGGAUAGAUGUCGGAUGACUUUUGUCCUUGUUGGACAACGUGGCGUCGGGGAAAGUAUCGGCGGCGCUUCACUUUUCCCACCGCCGCAUUCGCCUGCUCCCAAAAUGGACGCAGCUCAAAUCCAAACUGUUCACACGGCGCCCCGCCGUGACAAUGGCUGUCCUGUCUUGGGGAUCAGGUGAACUUGAGGAGACCUUUCAGCCAUCUGGAUUUUUAUUAUUAUUAUUAUUAUUAUUUGGGACCACCAGGUGGCACUGUAGGGCUCCCUCUGCAUUUUGCUGCUGUCAUGUUUGUUUCGGUCAUGUUUUGGUUGCUGUUGUCUUUUUAUCUUCAGUCAUGAUUUUUGUUUGCUACUUUGGACUUUGUUUGCUUAGGAUUUGUGUGUUUCAUCAAUCCACUUGUUCAAAUACACCCGGCUCCUCUCUCCACCCUGCUUUUUGGGGUCCAGCACCACCUCGCGAACGUGACAGAUGCGCUUUGAAAUGCUUGGUCAAACAAACUUAUGACAACAAAUUUAUCAUCUGGAAAACAUCAAUCGUAUGUUUUACACAAAAUAUGGGCUGGGGACGGGGGGGCAGCCCCCCCCCCCCAAAAA